AUGGACGGCCUGCUCACCCCCGUCAGCACCACCUACCGCAGGGCGACACGCGACAGCGAGCCGCUUCUCACAGAGGUGAAGCCGACACGACAGGUCAAAGAGGCUACUACCAUCUCAGACGUUUCCUCUCCCGACGAUGCCCUGGAGAUUCUCAAGAACCAGCCAGGCUACGAUACGCUGAUUGCAGUCCUGCGCUACCUGACGGCCGAGCCGUCCUCACCAGCAGCCUUUCACCUGCAAACCCCGAGUCCAAAAAGUGCUGCCAUUGUCCAUGUUCUGGUCACGGAGAUUAUACCAAACUACUGGGCGCUCCUGCAAGAAGAGUCGACUGAGUAUGGCACCGGGCCAACUUCCGCCAACCCCGACGAUGCCGAGCUGGCGCUGCGGUGUCUGCGGAGCGUCACAGGUCUCAACGCCGUCGUCACGCACCUCAAAACCAUGAUACGGGAGUCUCGGACCGUAGGAAAGGGCCCCAAACGACCUGAUCUCCAGCUCCACCUGACGUUGUUCCUGGAUCUUCUCAAUGGGCUAUUGAAGGGCGAACACACCAUUCGGGCGAUAUGGACCGCCUCCACCGCCAGGCUCACCGAGGCCGCGCAACGCAAGAUUCAGUCUCAGCAACUACUGUCGGUAAUCAGCAGCGGCCGCAUACUGUCCACUGCCGCCGAGGCAGCUGCUGUCGUCGGCACAGAUGAGAUUCCAGCCGCUUCACGAUGGAUCACCGACGGCAUCGAAUUUAGCAAAUGGAUCAGUCUCAAUGUUGCAUCAUGGACAAGGCGGGAGCCACGAGACGCGGAGACUACAUUCUGUGCCGACCUUGUUCAGCGAUCCUUGUCGCUGGGUUACACUGGCACGGUGGCCAAGACGAUAAUCGAUGAGCUGUUGCUCUCUAAGGAUGGACGGCCGGAAGCUUUCUCCGCCGUCUGUCUUCACCAGCCUCAGGUGGCCAAGAAGAUGAUGAAGAUUCUGCUUGAGCAUCUGUCACAACGGUUUCUGAACAGCCUCGUCCUAGAUGACACGAGCUCGAACAGUGUCGUCUCUGCUGUUGCUGGUGUUAUCAAUGCCGUUGUGGCUGACGAUGCUGCCCAUCGGACAACGUUGGUGGACUGGUGUACUGCCGCCUCAGGGGCUGGGCUAGGCGACCAAAUCGGCAUCCGCCGUGCCGUGCUCGCCGUUCUGGCUAAAGACAAGGGGACUAUCACAACAGUCUUGGAAAAGAGCCUAGCGCAGUUUGGCGACCAGCUGUACAUCAAGCACGCCGCCAUCCUGCAGCAAGAAGCCCACACUCAGGUACUACUGCUCAGCGCCGGCUACGUCGCCAGGCUAUCCCCUAUCAAACUGAGGAUGCUUCUACGGUCUGGCACUUAUUUGUCCGCGAUAUCGAAUCGCAUAGCCGCAACACACGCCAGGGCUCGCUUCUUGGGUAUGGCAGUAGGCGAGUCUCUCUCAGGGCUGAUCGACGACAAGGCCAAGAAACUUGACUUUCACAUGGAGGAGAUGGAGACCGGCGAGGCAGACUGGUUCAAGGGACUGAGCAGUAUUUCCGACUCGGUUGGGCCGUUUGAUUCCCUCCUCUCUUCAUCCCCACCCGCAUCACAGCCCAAACCGCCAACGAAGGUCGCGUCCACGUCGAAAGCGCGAAAACCAAAACCGAAGGCGGCCGUUUCAGCACCAGCCCCCAAGGCCAUAAUCGAGGAAAUCGACUCGUCAGAUGACAGCGAGGAGGAGGAUCUGAAACCCUACGCCAAAGGGUCGGAUCCCGAGGACUCGGACGAUGAUGCCACCCUCGUCCAGCGCAACAAGGUAAAGGCGCCGGUCUACAUCCGCGACCUCAUUAGCUACCUCCGUGACUCCGAGAACUACGACAAGCAGAAGCUGGCCCUCCAGACAGCGCCUGUUCUGAUACGGCGAAAGGCGAACUACGGCACUGAGGUCAGCUCCCAUGCCGACGAGCUUGCUGGGCUGUUGGUGGGCCUCCAAGACAAGUUCGACAUUGAAGACUUCGCCGAGAAGAGGCAGCAGGGGAUGAUUGCUCUCGUGGUGUCCCAGCCAAAGUCAAUGGCCCUUUGGUUUGCACGCACCUUCUUUGAAGGGGACUACUCCCUAGCCCAAAGAACGUCUAUCCUCGUCACGAUUGGGCUGUCCGCCCGAGAGCUCGCAGGCUACGACAUCUCCCAGUAUCAGGCGGCUGCAUCGUUUCCCUCCAAGAGGCUCCCGGGAAAGAUUGAACAGCUCUACAUUGAUCCUGCUCAGCAGCCUAGCCAGCUACCUGCCUCUCAGCUCAAGGCUCUACCCGCAAACGCCCUCGACGGCAUAGCCCAGUCCGUGACGUCUUCGUUUCUCGCGCCUCUAGCCGCAGAAGCCGCGGAUGCCACGACCGGCCCCGACGUACUUAAACUGCAAACGUUUACGGCGCGGUACAAGUCCAAGGCGAAAGCAAAGCCCCGCGUCCGCGCCAUCCCCAACACCACGGCCGCGCUACUCGCGGCAUCCUUCUUCUUCCCGCUCACAGCGCACUUCCAGCUCGCCCUGCGCUCCUCCCGGCCCGUCGUCCUGAACCCAGCUCUCCUGUCCCUCUACCUGCAGACUCUCGGCAUCGUCGUCAACGCGGCCGGCCCGUCGACGCUGGCCCUGCCGCAGCUCACGUCCGAGCUGUGGGACCUGCUCCUGCGCGUGCGCGUCCACGUCGUGGGCGACGUCGCCGCCCUCAAGGGCUGGUUCGUCGCCAUGGCGGUGCUCCUCGAGGUCAACGACGGCGACAUGCGGAGGAUAUGCGCGGAGCAGGGCAGGGAGGUGGUCGAGACGCGGGAGUGGGUCAGCGGCGUGUUCGAGAGGACGAGGGGCGGCGACGACGGCGGGGAGGAGAACCACGUCAAGAUGCUGGCUGCCGGCGUGCUCAUCAAGCUGGGCGAGGCCAUUGAGAAGUACCAGGCGCUUCUGCUAGGCGAUCUAGUAGGGUUCUCAUAG
Messenger RNA from Purpureocillium lilacinum, 2967 nucleotides. RefSeq names its product telomere binding protein. Gene Ontology annotation, biological process: protein stabilization; telomere maintenance via telomerase. Gene Ontology annotation, cellular component: cytosol. Lineage: Eukaryota; Fungi; Ascomycota; Sordariomycetes; Hypocreales; Ophiocordycipitaceae. The record is from RefSeq and is a predicted model, not a curated record. Gene Ontology annotation, molecular function: telomeric repeat DNA binding; Hsp90 protein binding.